UUUAUUUUGACAAUUUGCUCUUUUAUCUUUGUGUAUUUAUUGUAGGCAUCGUUACAUUAAUUUAUUGGUCAUUUAUGGACCAUUUAGGUAACAUUGUAAUGUCAGUAAAACAUCUUUGGAGGAUGAAUUGGACCUUAUUAUAAUUAGCAUCGUGGAUUAUUAUCGAUACAUAGCCUACGUUAUGUAUAAUCCAAAUAACGUCCUAUAUUUAAUAGCCUACGUAUAUUUUUAUAACACGAGACUGUAUGCACGUAUUGUUUUUAAAGCAAGACAAACAACGAAAUCACAUUCUGUCGGAUUAGUUAUCAUAACUACAUUAUGAUAGCUAUUAUAGCCAAUUAUGUGCUGUAUAUUAGUGUAGCCUGUGAUUGAGUGACUGUAGAUUACCUAGGUUAAUGUAUUCUACGGUGUAUAAAAUGAAAAAAAAUAUAUGAAGCUUUUUUAAAUAAAUGAUUAUUUGUAAAGCAGUAGUACGAGAAGGGAUUGCCCGUAAAAUCAUAACUUUAUAUCACCUAACUUACCUCUAGAUCACUGGGGUUGUGAGAAUUUCUCCCUUGCGUGUUUGUGUGUGUUUGUAUGUAAAAUGUAAAUCCUACUCUGCAGUCCUGCGCCAUAAUGAAAUAUAUGUCUGCUUGCUGAUUGGAUGAGAGUGGCCAGGCCUGAGUCACAUGGGGAAGUUCUUUGGUCCAGAGUAAAAAUGGGGUUCGGUGUAAAUCUAGGGUGUAUUGCUGUCAUAUAUCACGCUACGUCGUAAAAACGACACUGAGGAUUCUUGGCCAACAAAUCAGAGAGAGAAAAAAAAAAUGAGUUCUUAUUAUGUGGAUGGUCUUCUUAACAAAUAUACGGCGGGUAGUUCUCUCUUCCCAAACGUGGAGCGGGCUUCUUGUAGUAUUGGACCCAGUGGAGAGGACUAUGCCUCGACUCGGACUGCUGCGGCCAUCGCGUUUGCACCGUCUCUGUCUGGAGUUUACAGCGUCAAUAAUGCACCAGUGUACCAGAGCCGCCCCAUGUUUACCUCAGGAUAUGGCAUGGGACAGGACGCGCGCACUCUGCACUGCAGCCUGUUUGACCAGAGCCGCCUGUUCACCGACAGCUGCUGCCAUCCGGAGCCGGGUCCCCUCACCUCGCCGCCGGACAAACAAUACCGGAUGUACCCCUGGAUGAGAGCAUCAGAUCCAAACCGAAAGCGGGGGCGGCAGACCUACUCUCGGUACCAGACCCUGGAGCUAGAGAAGGAGUUCCACUUCAACCGGUACCUGACCCGCAGGCGGAGGGUCGAGAUUGCCCAUGCCCUCUGCCUCUCAGAGAGACAGAUCAAAAUCUGGUUUCAGAACCGCAGGAUGAAGUGGAAGAAAGACCACAAGGAGGAACCGGUGUCGACCCCCGGGGAAAAGGACGGUGAUAUUCUGGCAGUGCCAGAAGCCGGAGAGCCCGAAGCUGGAGACAUCCGGAGCGCCGGUUCGGAGUCAGAAACGCCUGCAAUGUAACGAAAGACCGGGACAAAGAAUUAAAUCAAAGAAACGCGCUGUUUAGUAUAAAUACGGGAUACAUCUCAGAUGUUUCUCACAUACCAUUC
This is a messenger RNA of Perca flavescens (yellow perch), 1576 nucleotides long. RefSeq names its product homeobox protein Hox-A7. The transcript has 2 exons. The coding region runs from base 804 to 1487 and encodes 227 amino acids. Gene Ontology annotation, biological process: anterior/posterior pattern specification; regulation of transcription by RNA polymerase II. Gene Ontology annotation, cellular component: nucleus. Gene Ontology annotation, molecular function: RNA polymerase II cis-regulatory region sequence-specific DNA binding; DNA-binding transcription factor activity, RNA polymerase II-specific. The record is from RefSeq and is a predicted model, not a curated record. NCBI's taxonomy places the organism in Eukaryota, Metazoa, Chordata, Actinopteri, Perciformes, Percidae.